This is a messenger RNA of Dicrocoelium dendriticum, 225 nucleotides long. The record is from the annotation of a GenBank genome assembly. NCBI's taxonomy places the organism in Eukaryota, Metazoa, Platyhelminthes, Trematoda, Plagiorchiida, Dicrocoeliidae.
AUGAUUUCUCACACGGUGCAGCCAUCUGAUAAGGUUACCAACUUCUGUGCCGCUGACAGGGACCCCGACGCAAUGGUCCAUAACUUGAGAAAGCUUAUUAAAAAAUCUCAGAUUCCAGCGUCAUUUGUUCGUCUACUGAUGGAGCAUGUGAAACUGUGGAUGCCAUUUUUGCCAAAGGACUACUGGACGCUUAGGCGAACUCCACGAAACUUCCGUAUACAAAAG